AUGAGCCCAUUUUCAAAUUCUACUAACUACAACAAAAUCAGGGGCAAGAAAUCACUAUGCUGCGGAGGAAUGAAGGGCUUUCGUCUAAAACCCAGACGAUUUUAUGUCUCCAGACUUCGGAGAAAUUUCAUGUUCUUUUUCAGGGUUGUGAGGAGAUGGAGAAAUUCUUACAAGAAAGCCCUGAGACGGCUCAGGGGAAAACUCGCCGGAAAAAGUAACGUCGUCGCCGGAAGGCAGGAUGUUUGUGGGGAUGGUCGGAAAGUGGGAUUUGGGUAUAACGGCGGUUCGUGUCAUUCUUCGGGCGGACCAAUGAGGACCAUGGCCCACUCGAACUCGUUCUGCUCGGAAGCCAUAGCCGAUUGCUUGGAGUUCAUCAAGAGGAACUCUGUUUCUGCAGAGGAUGAGACAAGUUCUAUUUUGAUCAAGCAAGAAUAG
This is a messenger RNA of Striga asiatica, 435 nucleotides long. Lineage: Eukaryota; Viridiplantae; Streptophyta; Magnoliopsida; Lamiales; Orobanchaceae. The record is from the annotation of a GenBank genome assembly.